This is a messenger RNA of Rotaria socialis, 1602 nucleotides long. The record is from the annotation of a GenBank genome assembly. Lineage: Eukaryota; Metazoa; Rotifera; Eurotatoria; Philodinida; Philodinidae.
AUGGUAUCAAUUCCUAGACGCAGUUCCGGCGUGGCCGGAUUUUCAUACCAAUUAGACAAACUAGAAGCAAGUGUUAUGUAUUUUCAAUUAAUAAAAGACAUUCUCAUCAGUAUGGCACACGGAGAAAAUGCCAGAGCCGAAUUAAUUAAUCUAUUUCGUGCAUAUUUCCAUGAUAAUACAAAUGGAUUACGAAAAGUUGAAGAAUUUGAGCGUGAUUAUCGUCCCGAAGAUGCUAUACUGUGGUACACUAAAGAAAGUUUCAUUUACACGACACUAAACAAAGCUCUACGAAUACAAGAUAUUAGUACUUUGCAUAAAAUGCGUUGUUUUAUUGCUGAUAUUCAUCAUCAGCUGGAUUAUUUAUGUCGGCAGUCAAAUUAUACAUCAAACUUCGAAGUUUAUCGUGGUCAAUGUAUGUCAACGCAUGAUUUUCAAAAGCACUCGCGCAACGUAGGAGGAUUAAUUUCAUUCAACAGUCUGUUAUCAUGUAGCGAGGAUCACAGGGUAGCACUGCUAUACGCUAAUAGUCAAGACCGAAAUGACAGCAUUGUGCCAGUUUUACUCCACAUUAUAGUUAAUCCUGGUGUUCGCAACACGGCAUUUUCGAAUAUAAUCGCAGUCAGCGGUUUUGGUGAUAUUGAGCAAGAAUUUCUAUUUUCUAUGGGUGCCAUUUUUCGUAUCCUAUCAAUUCAGCGGUAUAAUCAAUCUAACCGCAUACAAGAAUUCUGUCUACUAUUGACUAACGAUGAGGAUAAAGAUUUAAAGGAUGUGAGAGAAUAUAUGAGACAGGAAAUAGGAGGAACCAAUCAUUUAAUCAAUUUUGGUAGAUUACUAAUCGAAAUGGGGGAUUUGAAUCAAAGUGAGCGAUUCUACAAAAUUGUACUUCGAGAAGCGUAUGCAAACCAUGAUCCGCGCAUAAUAGCCUGGAUUUAUAACGAUCUAGGAUUUAUCGCCAGUCAAAAUGGUUUUAAAGAGAAAGGAUUGCAGUUUUACAAAAAAGCACUGAGAAUCGGCCAAGAGCGAUUUCCACUGCAAGAUCCACAGCUGGCCCCUAUUUUAAAUAACAUUGGUGAAUUUUACUUUGACUCGGAAGAUUUCGAUAAAGCUGACGAAUACUACCGGAAAGCUCUAGAAAUUGAUAUGAAAUCAACUGCACCUGCUCUAUACAAUCAAGCUAUACGCUAUCAAAACAUCGGAAUGGUGUACAACGAGAAACAGAAUUACAAGGACGCGCAAAAGAAUUUCAAAAAAUCUUUAGAUAAAAAAAUGUCAAUACUACCACAGAAACAUCCUUCAAUAGCUAUUACGCACCGUUCUAUAAGUGGUGUUUAUUGUUCUCAAGGCCGUUUUACAGAAGCACUGCAGCAUUGUCAGGCGGCCUUAGCGAUUGAAAGAAGUUCAUUGCCACCGUAUCAUGUAUCGCUAUCAAAGACGCACCAGUGCAUGGCUCGCAUCUACCUCGGCCAAGAGCAGUUUAUGAAUGCUCAAAAGGAGAUUGUGGAAGCUCUUGAUAUUGCAAAAAAAACAUUACCAGAACAACACAAAAUUAUACUCGCCAUAAAAGACGAUAUGGUGAAGAUUUUUCGAAAGACAAAAGCUUAG